Coregonus sp. 'balchen' is the source of this 29696-nucleotide messenger RNA. Lineage: Eukaryota; Metazoa; Chordata; Actinopteri; Salmoniformes; Salmonidae. The record is from the annotation of a GenBank genome assembly.
AUGGCAGGCGACAUGAUGUUGGUGAUGCGUGGCUUGGCCAAGCUGAGCCAGUCCAUCAUGGAGACUCAGGCCAACACCCUGCGUAAUGGAGGAGCCCAGGCCAUGGCCCAGAGCAUGCAGAUGACUGCAGAGCAGAGCCUGGGAGUAGCCAUGCAGAAGAUGCAGGUGGGCACAGCAGGAGAUGAAUGGGGCUCUUCUAUGGGGAUUGUGGACAACCGAGAUUGUUACAAAGAUUCUGUAUUUGUCAUUGUCAGACAACACCACCUCCAGUAGCCAGAUCUAAAAUGGAUGACAGAGCUUCAGUGUCAAAUAGCUUCCAGCCUUCCUUUGUGCCUUAUCUAAUUUAGAGUGAGCGCAACAAAAGGUUGAUUCAUAGAGCUUUGGAAUAUUAUCAUGGCUGAGUUAUUUGUUUUCACAGCAUUGGAAAAGUACAAUAGAGAACCAUGCAAAACAUGCUGUGGCUGUAAAUACAGUUUGACUUGAGGAGAUCAGAAAGGUGGCCCUUACUGAGGGUAUAUAUACACUACCGUUCAAAAGUUUGGGGUCACUUAGAAAUGUUCUUGUCUUUGAAAGAAAAGCUUUUUUUUUUGUCCAUUUAAAAUAACAUCAAAUUGAUCAGAAAUACAGUGUAGACAUUGUUAAUGUUGUAAAUGGCUAUUGUAGCUGGAAACAGCUGAUAAAAAAAAAAAUGGAAUAUCUACAUAGGCGUACAGAGCUCCAUUAUCAGCAACCAUCAGUCCUGUGUUCCAAUGGCACGUUGUGUUUGCUAAUCCAAGUUGAUCAUUUUAAAAGGCUAAUUGAUCAUUAGAAAACCCUUUUGCAAUUAUGUUAGCACAGCUGAAAACUGUUGAGCUGAUUUAAAGAAGCAAUAAAACUGGCCUUCUUGAGACUAGCUGAGUAUCUGGAACAUCAGCAAUUGUGGGUUCGAUUACAGGCUCAAAAUAGCCAGAAACAAAGAACUUUCUUCUGAAACUCGUCAGUCUAUUCUUGUUCUGAGAAAUGAAGGCUAUUCCAUGCGAGAAAUUGCCAAGAAACUGAAGAUCUCGUACAGCGCUGUGUACUACUCCCUUCACAGAACAGCGCAAACUGGCUCUAACCAGAAUAGAAAGAGGAGUGGGAGGCCCCGGUGCACAACUGAGCAAGAGGACAAAUACAUUAGAGUUUGAGAAACAGACGCCUCACAGGUCCUAAACUGGCAGCUUCAUUAAAUAGUUAUUUUAAUGGACAAAAAUGGCUUUUCUUUAAAAACAAGGACAUUUCUAACUGACCCCAAACUUUUGAACGGUUGUGUGUGUGUGUGUGUGUGUGUGUGUGUGUGUGUGUGUGUGUGUGUGUAUACAUACAUACAGUGAGGGGGAAAAAGUAUUUGAUCCCCUGCUGAUUUUGUACGUUUGCCCACUGACAAAGAAAUGAUCAGUCUAUAAUUUUAAUGGUAGGUUUAUUUGAACAGUGAGAGACAGAAUAACAACAAAAAAAUCCAGAAAAACGCAUGUCAAAAAUGUUAUAAAUUGAUUUGCAUUUUAAUGAGGGAAAUAAGUAUUUGACCCUCAAUCAGAAUGAUUUCUGGCUCCCAGGUGUCUUUAAAGGGAGUGCUCCUAAUCUCUGCUUUUUGCCUGUAUAAAAGACACCUGUCCACAGAAGCAAUCAAUCAGAUUCCAAACUCUCCACCAUGGCCAAGACCAAAGAGCUCUCCAAGAUUAUAGACCUACACAAGGUUGGAAUGGGCUACAAGACCAUCGCCAGGCAGCUUUGUGAGAAGGUGACAACAGUUGGUGCGAUUAUUCGCAAAUGGAAGAAACACAAAAGAACUGUCAAUCUCCCUCGGCCUGGGGCUCCAUGCAAGAGCUCACCUCAUGGAGUUGCAAUGAUCAUGAGAACGGAAUCAGCCCAGAACUACACGGGAGGAUCUUGUCAAUGAUCUCAAGGCAGCUGGGACCAUAGUCACCAAGAAAACAAUUGGUAACACACUAUGCCGUGAAGGACUGAAAUCCUGCAGCGCCCGCAAGGUCCCCCUGCUCAAGAAAGCACAUAUACAGGCCCGUCUGAAGUGUGCCAAUGAACAUCUGAAUGAUUCAGAGGAGAACUGGGUAAACGUUUUGUGGUCAGAUGAGACCAAAAUCGAGCUCUUUGGCAUCAACUCAACUCGCCGUAUUUGGAGGAGGAGGAAUGCUGCCUAUGACCCCAAGAACACCACCCCCACGUCAAACAUGGAGGUGGAAACAUUAUGCUUUGGGGGUGUUUUUCUGCUAAGGGGACAGGACAACUUCACUGCAUCAAAGGGACGAUGGACGGGGCCAUGUACCGUCAAAUCUUGGGUGAGAACCUCCUUCCCUCAGCCAGGUCAUUGAAAAUGGGUCGUGGAUGGGUAUUCCAGCAUGACAAUGACCCAAAACACACGGCCAAGGCAACAAAGGAGUGGCUUAAGAAGAAGCACAUUAAGGUCCUGGAGUGGCCUAGCCAGUCUCCAGACCUUAAUGCCAUAGAAAAUAUGUGGAGGGAGCUGAAGGUUUGAGUUGCCAAACGUCAGCCUCGAAACCUUAAUGACUUGGAGAAGAUCUGCAAAGAGGAGUGGAACAAAAUCCCUCCUGAGAUGUGUGCAAACCUGGUGGCCAACUACAAAAAACGUCUGACCUCUGUGAUUGCCAACAAGGGUUUUGCCACCAAGUACUAAGUCAUGUUUUGCAGAGGGGUCAAAUACUUAUUUCCCUCACUUAUGUGUGUGUAAUGUAAUAUAUAUAUAUAUAUACACACACACACAGUGGGGAAAAAAACGUAUUUAGUCAGCCACCAAUUGUGCAAGUUCUCCAACUUAAAAAGAUGAGAGAGGCCUGUAAUUUUCAUCAUAGGUACACGUCAACUAUGACAGACAAAAUGAGGAAAUAAAAUCCAGAAAAUCACAUUGUAGGAUUUUUAAUGAAUUUAUUUGCAAAUUACAGUGGAAAAUAAGUAUUUGGUCAAUAACAAAAGUUUCUUAAUACUUUGUUAUAUACCCUUUGUUGGCAAUGACACAGGUCAAACGUUUUCUGUAAGUCUUCACAAGGUUUUCACACACUGUUGCUGGUAUUUUGGCCCAUUCCUCCAUGCAGAUCUCCUCUAGAGCAGUGAUGUUUUGGGGCUGUCGCUGGGCAACACAGACUUUCAACUCCCUCCAAAGAUUUUCAUACUUUGGUGCGAAAAGUGCAAAUCAAUCCCAGAACAACAGCAAAGGACCUUGUGAAGAUGCUGGAGGAAACGGGUACAAAAGUAUCUACUGUAUAUCCACAGUAAAACGAGUCCUAUAUCGACAUAACCUGAAAGGCCGCUCAGCAAGGAAGAAGCCACUGCUCCAAAACCGCCAUAAAAAAGCCAGACUACUGUUUACAACUGCAUAUGGGGACAAAGAUCAUACUUUUUGGAGAAAUGUCCUCUGGUCUGAUGAAACAAAAAUAGAACUGUUUUGCCAUAAUGACCAUGGUUAUGUUUGGUGGAAAAAGGGGGAUGCUUGAACACCAUCCCAACCGUGAAGCACGGGGGUGGCAGCAUCAUGCUGUGGGGGUGCUUUGCAGCAGGAGGGACUGGUGCACUUCACAAAAUAGAUGGCAUCAUGAGGAAGGAAAGUUAUGUGGAUAUAUUGUAGCAACAUGUCAGGAAGUUAAAGCUUGGUCGCAAAUGGGUCUUCCAAAUGGACAAUGACCCCAAGCAUUCUUCCAAAGUUGUGGCAAAAUGGCUUAAGGACAACAAAGUCAAGGUAUUGGAGUGGCCAUCACAAAGCCCUGACCUCAAUCCUAUAGGAAAUGUGUGGGCAGAACUGAAAAAGCGUGUGCAAGCAAGGAGGCCUACAAACCUGACUCAGUUACACCAGCUCUGUCAGGAGGAAUGGGCCAAAAUUCACCCAACUUAUUGUGGGAAGCUUGUGGAAGGCUACCCAAAACGUUUGACCCAAGUUAAACAAUUUAAAGGCAAUGCUACCAAAUACUAAUUGAGUGUAUGUAAACUUCUGACCCACUGGGAAUGUGAUGAAAUAAAUAAAAGCUGAAAUAAAUCAUUCAUUCUACUAUUAUUCUGACAUUUCACAUUCUUAAAAUAAAGUGGUUAUCCUAACUGACCUAAGACAGGGAAUUUUUACUAGGGUUAAAUGUCAGGAAUUGUGAAAAACUGAGUUUAAAUGUAUUUGGCUAAGGUGUAUGUAAACUUUAGACUUCAACUGUAUAUGUGUGUGUGUGUGUGUAUAUAUUUCUUUGACCACAUGACCUAAAAAUAUCUCAGGCUGAGUUUUUACCUAGUCAGUAAACAUGGUCAAGAAUAACUCUGGCCCUAUGCAUACCAGUGAAACCACACCACAGCACCUCAUUGACCUCUUACACUUCUGUGUAUCUGUUAAAGGAGUUUGGUGGUCAGCAUCAGCAGAGUGCGUCUGAUGACUUCCCAGCAGACAUGGACAGCAAGUAUGACUUCUCUGGAGCAGAAGGGAGCAGCGUGGACAGUGGGGAACACGUGGGGUCAGGGUUCAGGGAUGAGGGGGGCAUCUCAUCGGAGGGGACGGAGAGCGCAGACGGAGUGACCAGCGGGAAGUACAAUGACCAGGUCUCAGUAAAAUCCAAGCUGUUUGAGGGCUACAAGGACCCUAGCAGCCAGUUCUCAGGACAGAUCCGUUCCUACCGCUCCUAUCACCAGGACAGCUCGGGGGUUGGAGGCCUCACGGCUGAGGACAUGGAGAAGGCCAGGGAGGCCAAGAGGAACGAGAAACCACACAAACAAAUGGUACAUCUACACAUCUCAUCUCACUGUUACCUGUGACUCAGAGAUGUGCUGAGUGUGUAUGUUGUCUACCAUUGUGUUGUUGUUCUCUCUCUUUUGUAGCUCAGUGAAAGAGCACGAGAGAGAAAGGUACCAGUGACCCGGUUAGGGAGACUGGCCAAUUUUGGAGGUAAGGCUAUACAUUAUUUUGGUUUCUACUGUGCUCUGUCUUUUGAGUUUGGUACACAAAGUGCUACCAUUACAAAUGUCAAGUGUAUUAUGUUGUUUUUUAGGUGGGGAAAGUACUGAACAUUUUAUUGGCUCAGUAAGAUGUUGCUGUUGACUACAUUGCUAUGAGUGUUAAGAACUUGAUCCUCUUAACUUGGGAAUAUUGAUUUGGUGGCAUCAGCAUAAUGACAAAACUAGUGCUUUAUUUAAUCUUUGUUUCUUGCUUGAGCUCACCUUUGAUCUCCCUUUUCAUUUAAUCCAAACAUCAAAUCAAAUGUUAUUGGUCACAUACACGUGUUUAGCAGAUGUUAUUGCAGAUGUAGCGAAAUGCACAUUAAAGGAACAGCAUUAUACAACUGAUCAACACAAGCCAAACCUUCUCUCCUGCCAAAAAACGUUUAGUGGCCAUCAUUGCUGUAACCAGUGUCAAAAUUUACAAUUAGAGCCUGUAUUUUUUAACCCUCUUAUGUCAUUACAUAAAGUCAGACGCAUAAAUAUCAUAGCCCCAAAAUGUUUUGGGAGCAUGAUCUUUGUGCGUCUGUAACUUUCUCACUCAUCAUUAUUCACGAUUCAGUUUUGAUUAUCCGUAAUCAUGGUAGCAUCCACAUCAAUGUAGAAAUGUUCAGAAACAUUAUAUUCUCAUUUACCAUAAAAGUGUCUCCAAAAUGACACAAUACAUUAUUUACCAUUCAUUUCAUUUCAUUUCUAUUGGGCACAACCAAAAAAACUGAAAAUGCAUCAAACAAGUUUGUAGAGUCGCAGGCUUGAUGUAGUAAUUGAGUGCUAGGAAUAUGGAACCAAAUACUAAACUUUUUACUAAAUUUAACACACUAUAAGUGAAUUUGUCCAAAUACAUAUGACACUUUCAAAUGGGGGGACUAGACACAGUGCAUUCAUUUCUAAACAGUCAAACCGAUAUGUAUGAAUAUACCCUCAAAUAAAAGGUGAUGUUCUGUACUGUCACCUCAUAUAUAAAACAUUUAAUCUCAAAUCCAAAAUGCUGGAGUACAGAGCCAAAUUAAACGUUUUAGCUUCACUGGCCAAAUAAAUACGUAGGGGAGUGUAUAUUGGGAAAAUAUUGUUUUAGGGGGUGAAUCUUAUUUGGUUUUGUCAACCUGAUUAGAUACAAAAGUAAAUAAAUCAUUAAAAAUAUAAUAUAUUGGCUCAAAAUAAGUUGUAAUAAUAUAUUAAAUACAAAAUAAAUAGUAAUAGCAAGUUGAUUGUUAGAGGAAACCCUAAGGUGGGAUCAGCUGAUCGGUAGCGGCAAGGAGUUGAUGAGUGUGGUCCAAUUUUGUCUUUGCUGGAUGUUGUAAUUUUUUCCAGUUUAGAUUUUUGAUGUACCGAUUGGACACACCUUUAUUUUUACUAUUUUCUACAUUGUAGAAUAAUAGUGAAGACAUCAAAACUAUGAAAUAACACACAUGGAAUCAUGUAGUAACCAAAACAUAUUUUAUAUUUGAGAUUCUUCAAAUAGCCACCCUUUGCCUUGAUGACAGCUUUGCACACUCUUGGCAUCCUCUCAACCAGCUUCACCUGGAAUGCUUUUCCAACAGUCUUGAAGGAGUUCCCAAAUAUGCUGAACACUUGUUGGCUGCUUUUCCUUCACUCUGCCGUCCGACUCAUCCCAAACCAUCUCAAUUAGGUUGAGGUCGGGGGAUUGUGGAGGCCAGGUCAUCUGAUGAAGCACUCCAUCACUCUCCUUCUUGGUAAAAUAGCCCUUACACAGCCUGGAGGUGUGUUUGGUCAUUGUCCUGUUGAAAAACAAAUGAUAGUCCCACUAAGCCCAAACCAGAUGGGAUGGCGUAUCGCUGCAGCAUGCUGUGGUAGCCAUGCUGGUUAAGUGUACCUUGAAUUCUAAAGAAAUCGCAGACAGUGUCACCAGCAAAGCACCCCCACACCAUAACACCACCUCCUCCAUGCUUUACGGUGGGAAAUACACAUGCGGAGAUCAUCCGUUCACCCACACCGCGUCUCACAAAGACACGGCGGUUGGAACCAAACAUCUCCAAUUUGGACUCCAGACCAAAGGACACAUUUCCACCGGUCUAAUGUCCAUUGCUCGUGUUUCUUGGCCCAAGCAGGUCUCUUCUUAUUAUUGGUGUCCUUUAGUAGUGGUUUCUUUGCAGCAACUCGACCAUGAAGGUCUGAUUCACACAGUCCCCUCUGAACAGUUGAUGUUGAGAUGUGUCUGUUACUUGAACUCUGAAGCAUUUAUUUGGGCUGCAAUAUCUGAGGCUGGUAAUUCUAAUGAACUUAUCCUCUGCAGCAGAGGUAACUCUGGGUCUUCCAUUCCUGUGGCAGUCCUCAUGAGAGCCAGUUUCAUCAUAGCGCUUGAUGGUUUUUGCGACUGCACUUUAAGAAACUUUCAAAGUUCUUGACAUUUUCCGUAUUGACUGAGCUGCAUGUCUUAAAGUAAUGCUGGACUGUCGUUUCUCUUUGCUUAUUUGAGCUGUUCUUGCCAUAAUAUGGACUUGGUCUUUUACGAAAUAGGGGUAUCUUCUGUAUACACCCCCUACCUUGUCACAACACAACUGAUUGGCUAAAACACAUUAAGAAGGAAAGAAAUUCCACAAAUUAACUUUUAACAAGGCACACUUGUUAAUUGAAAUGCAUUCCAGGUGACUACCUCAUGAAGCUGGUUGAGAGAAUGCCAAGAGUGUGCAAAGCUGUCAUCAAGAAUGGUCUGAUGAUGAGACCUCUCCAAGAAGGCAGAGUGAUGGGGAGAUGUUAAUGUGGUGACCCAAGAGGGUGGAUAGUUUGUAUUGUUUCUUUCCAGAAAUGUAGGGUGGGUGGACAGAGCCAGGUGACGUGAAAGUAGUUGUCUAGAGUGUUGUGACGACAGUGUGAACAUAUAAUGGUGUCAAUGAAUCACAUUCUGUGCAUUUUAUGUUGAGUUAUAUAUGCUCUGUGCAUGAUCCUGUAGUGUAUAAGUUGUGGUUCAGGGUUGUUAGUGAGUUCUCCUCUGAGACCUGUCCUCUCCCCUCGACAGCCAAAGGGCCAGAUUGAGGCCUGGAGGUUAAUCUGCACUUUGACCAGUAAUAGGCCUGUAGGCCUGCAAAGCAGACUGCAGAUUAGCUACGUGGGAGUUCUUAACUAGUCUGCUAGUGGCCUGCCAGUCAGCUUCUGCCUCUUCAGAGAAACACAGAGAGAGACACCUCUCUACUCUUAUCAAUCUGACGUGUACUGCACUAGCUUAAAGCUCCUGUUUUCUCAGUGUGAAGAAUAUUUAUUUUCCUGGUUUUAGCAGUGUCUUAUGUUAUCACAGGCAGUUUUAUCUGGCUACCUGUAGAUACAGUAGAUGGAUGGAUGUGUUGAUAUGGUGUUGAGAAGAUCAAAUAUUGGUCACAUACACAUAUUUAGCAGAUUGUGUUGCGGGUGUAGCAAAAUGCUUGUGUUCCUAGCUCCAACAGUGCAGUAAUAUCUAACAGUACACAACAAUACACAACAAUACACACAAACCUAAAAGUAAAAGAGUGGGAUUAAGAAAUAUUAGGACAAGCAAUGUCGGAGUCCAGAAUAUAAAUAUAUACAGUGGGGGAAAAAAGUAUUUAGUCAGCCACCAAUUGUGCAAGUUCUCCCACUUAAAAAGAUGAGAGAGGCCUGUAAUUUUCAUCAUAGGUACAUGUCAACUAUGACAGACAAAAUGAGAAUUUUUUUUCCAGAAAAUCACAUUGUAGGAUUUUUAAUGAAUUUAUUUGCAAAUUAUGGUGGAAAAUAAGUAUUUGGUCAAUAACAAAAGUUUCUCAAUACUUUGUUAUAUACCCUUUGUUGGCAAUGACACAGGUCAAACGUUUUCUGUAAGUCUUCACAAGGUUUUCACACACUGUUGCUGGUAUUUUGGCCCAUUCCUCCAUGCAGAUCUCCUCUAGAGCAGUGAUGUUUUGGGGCUGUCGCUGGGCAACACAGACUUUCAACUCCCUCCAAAGAUUUUCUAUGGGGUUGAGAUCUGGAGACUGGCUAGGCCACUCCAGGACCUUGAAAUGCUUCUUACGAAGCCACUCCUUCGUUGCCCGGGCGGUGUGUUUGGGAUCAUUGUCAUGCUGAAAGACCUAGCCACGUUUCAUCUUCAAUGCCCUUGCUGAUGGAAGGAGGUUUUCACUCAAAAUCUCACGAUACAUGGCCCCAUUCAUUCUUUCCUUUACACGGAUCAGUCGUCCUGGUCCCUUUGCAGAAAAACAGCCCCAAAGCAUGAUGUUUCCACCCCCAUGCUUCACAGUAGGUAUGGUGUUCUUUGGAUGCAACUCAGCAUUCUUUGUCCUCCAAACACGACGAGUUGAGUUUUUACCAAAAAGUUAUAUUUUGGUUUCAUCUGACCAUAUGACAUUCUCCCAAUCCUCUUCUGGAUCAUCCAAAUGCACUCUAGCAAACUUCAGACGGGCCUGGACAUGUACUGGCUUAAGCAGGGGGACACGUCUGGCACUGCAGGAUUUGAGUCCCUGGCGGCGUAGUGUGUUACUGAUGGUAGGCUUUGUUACUUUGGUCCCAGCUCUCUGCAGGUCAUUCACUAGGUCCCCCCGUGUGGUUCUGGGAUUUUUGCUCACCGUUCUUGUGAUCAUUUUGACCCCACGGGGUGAGAUCUUGCGUGGAGCCCCAGAUUGAGGGAGAUUAUCAGUGGUCUUGUAUGUCUUCCAUUUCCUAAUAAUUGCUCCCACAGUUGAUUUCUUCAAACCAAGCUGCUUACCUAUUGCAGAUGCAGUCUUCCCAGCCUGGUGCAGGUCUACAAUUUUGUUUCUGGUGUCCUUUGACAGCUCUUUGGUCUUGGCCAUAGUGGAGUUUGGAGUGUGACUGUUUGAGGUUGUGGACAGGUGUCUUUUAUACUGAUAACAAGUUCAAACAGGUGCCAUUAAUACAGGUAACGAGUGGAGGACAGAGGAGCCUCUUAAAGAAGUUACAGGUCUGUGAGAGCCAGAAAUCUUGCUUGUUUGUAGGUGACCAAAUACUUAUUUCCACCAUCAUUUGCAAAUAAAUUCAUAAAAAAUCCUACAAUGUGAUUUUCUCAAUUUUAUUUCUUCUCAAUUUGUCAGUCAUAGUUGACGUGUACCUAUGAUGAAAAUUACAGGCCUCUCUCAUCUUUUUAAGUGGGAGAACUUGCACAAUUGGUGGCUGACUAAAUACUUUUUUCCCCCACUGUACAUACUGUCCAUAAUGUCUAUACAUUCCAUCACACACGUGUGUGUGUGUGUGUGUACAGUGCAUUCGGAAAGUAUUCAGACCCCUUCCCUUUUUCCAAAUGUUGUUACGUUACAGCCUUAUUCUAAAAUGGAUUCAAUAAAACAUUUUCCUCAUCAAUCUACACACAAUACCCCAUAAUGACAAAUCGAAAAUAAGUUUUUAGAAAAUGUUGCUGAUUUAUUAAAAAUACAAAAAAUAUACCUUAUUUACAUAAGUAUUCAGACCCUUUGCUAUGAGACUCGAAAAUGAGCUCCGGUGCAUCCUGUUUCCAUUGAUCAUCCUUGAGAUGUUUCUACAACUUGACUGGAGUCCAGCUGUGGAUGAUUGGACAUGAUUUGGAAAGGCACACACCUGUCUAUAUAAGGUCCCACAGUUGACAGUGCAUGUCAGAGCAAAGACCAAGCCAUGAGAUCGAAGGAAUUGUCCGUAGAGCUUCGAGACAGGAUUGUGUCGAGGAACAGAUCUGGGGAAGGGUACCAAACAUUUCUGCAGCAUUGAAGUUCCCCAAGAACAUAGUGGCCUCGAUCAUUCUUAAAUGGAAGAAGUUUAGAACCACCAAGACUCUUCCUAGAGCUGGCCGCCCGGCCAAAAUGAGCAAUCGGGGGAGAAGGGCCAUGGCCAGGGAGGUGACCAAGAACCCGAUGGUCACUCUGACAGAGCUCCUCUGUGGAGAUGGGAGAACCUUCCAGAAGGACAACCAUCUGCAGCACUCCACCAAUCAGGCCUUUAUGGUAGAGUGGCCAGAUGGAAGCCAAUCCUCAGUAAAAGGCACAUGACAGCCCGUUUGGAGUUUUCCAAAAAGCACCUAAAAGGACUAUUGUACCAUGAGAAACAAGAUUCUCUGGUCUGAUGAAACCAAGAUUGAACUCUUUGGCCUGAAUGCCAAGCGUCACGUCUGGAGGAAACCUGGCACCAUCCCGACGGUGAAGCAUGGUGAUGGCAGCAUCAUGCUGUGUGGAUGAUUUUCAGCGGCAGGGACUGGGAAACUAGUCAGGAUUGAGGGAAAGAUGAACGGUGCAAAGUACAGAGAGAUCCUUGAUGGGGGCGAAGGUUCACCUUGCAACAGGAUAACGACCCUAAGCACACAGCCAAGACAGCGCAGGAGUGGCUUCGGGACAAGUCUCUGAAUGUCCUUGAGUGGCCCAGCCAGAGCCCGGACUUGAACCCGAUCGAACAUCUCUGGAGAGACUUGAAAAUAGCUGUGCAGCGAUGCUACCCAUCCAACCUGACAGAGCUUGAGAGAAUCUGUAGAGAAGAAUGGUAGAAACUCUCCUAAUACAGGUGUGCCAAGCUUGUAGUGUAAUACCCAAGAAGACUUGAGGCUGUAAUCGCUGCCAAAGGUGCUUCAACAAAGUACUGAGUAAAGGGGUCUGAAGACUUAUGUAAAUGUGAUAUUUCAGUUGCAAACAUUUCUAAAAACCAUUGAGGUAUUGUGAUGAGGGGAUUUUUGUUUUGUUUUUAAUCCAUUUUAGAUUAAGGCUGUAAUGUAACAAAAUGUGGAAAAAGUAAAGGGUUCUGAAUACUUUCCGAAUGCAUUGUAUGUACAGUAUUCCAUCUACUAUAGCUGUAGAUGGGACGCAACGAUCUGUCUCAUGUAAGCACUAUGAUAUCUGAGCGUCCCACCUCAUCACCUUGCCCUGGGCCUGUGACUGUGUGAACAGGAGGAGGACAGAACACUAUAGCUGUAGGCGGCAGAAGCUGAAGGAGUCAGAGCUCAUGUCAUGAUAAAGGUAGGUAGAGGGAUUAAUGUGAGCAGCAUCUCUAGCCGAUAUCCUGGCCUGGGUACAUCUGUCUCUGGGAUAUGGACUGACAGCUGGCCCUGGCCUGCCCCGUUCUGGGUCAUCCAUCUCUCUGCCAGCAUGCUGCACAUUUUGUGGCUGUUUGGGAGGUUAUCAGAUCCACACAGCGAGCCGAUACACAAGUGAGAGGAAAGCCACUCAGGAGCACCUGUUCACUCUGGGUCCAUACAUGGCCCUGACACCUUCUGUAUACAUUACAGGGCCAGCUCCGGCAUUCAGGGCACCACACUACCAGAGGCAUCAUGGGAGGUUGUGGGGCGGGGCAGGUCUCGGAGAGGGAUCUGCUGGAUCACUCCAUCAUUCAGCUGGAAAUCAGGGUUGCCAGGUUUGGGGGCAUUUGAGUGAUGUGGGUCUCAAUAGACGGACACCUGUCAGUCCAGCACUCUGGAGCCUUAUUGGUCUGCUCUCCCUCCCCAACAUGGCUCAGGGGGAUACCUGGUAGGCUGGCAACCCAGCCCAUGGCCCACUCCUCCAGGGCUAAAUUGCUAUACUGUCCCCCGAGGACUGAUCAUCAACUGGUCUCACGUUGAGGUAGAGUUGCUGAUAGGCUAUCCAGUUCCUGAUGUCUGUUUAGUCUGUUUACAUUUACAUCAUUUACCAAAAGCUCUUAUCCAGAGCGACUUACAAAUUGGUGCAUUCAACUUAUGAUAGCCAGUGGGACGACCACUUUUUUAUUCUCUUUUUUUUUUAUGGGGGGUAGAAGGAUUACUUUAUACUAUUCCAGGUAUUCCUUAAAGAGGUAGGGUUUCAAGUGUCUCCGGAAGGUGGUCAGUGACUCCGCUGUCGUGGGGGAGCUUGUUCCACCAUUGGGGUGCCAGAGCAGCGAAUAGCUUUGACUGGGCUGAGCGGGAACUGUGCUUCCGUAGAGGUAGGGGAGCUAGCAGGCCAGAGGUGGAUGAAAGUAGUGCCCUCGUUUGGGUGUAGGGUCUGAUCAGAGCCUGAAGGUAAGGAGGUGCCGUUCCCCUCUCAGCUCCGUAGGCAAGCACCAUGGUCUUGUAGUAGAUGCGAGCCUCAACUGGAAGCCAGUGGAGUGUGCGGAGGAGCGGGGUGACAUGAGAGAACUUGGGAAAGUUGAACACCAGACGGGCUGCAGCGUUCUGGAUAAGUUGUAGGGGUUUAAUGGCACAGGCAGGGAGCCCAGCCAACAGCGAGUUGCAGUAAUCCAGACGGGAGAUGACAAGUGCCUGGAUUAGGACCUGUGCCGCUUUCUGUGUAAGGUAGGGUCGUACUCUGCGAAUGUUGUAGAGCAUGAACCUGCAGGAUCGGGUCACCGCUUUGAUGUUAGCGGAGAACGACAGGGUGUUGUCCAGGGUCACGCCAAGGUUCUUUGCACUCUGGGAGGAGGACACAAUGGAGUUGUCAACCGUGAUGGCGAGAUCAUGGAGCGGGCAGUCCUUCCCCGGGAGGAAGAGCAGCUCCGUCUUGCCGAGGUUCAGCUUGAGGUGGUGAGCCGACAUCCACACUGAUAUGUCUGCCAGACAUGCAGAGAUGCUUUUCGCCACCUGGUUAUCAGAAGUGGGAAAGGAGAAAAUUAAUUGUGUGUCGUCUGUGUAGCAAUGAUAGGAGAGACCAUAUGACAGAGCCAAGUGACUUGGUGUAUAGAGAGAAUAGGAGAGGGCCUAGAACUGAGCCCUGGGGGACACCAGUGGUGAGAGCACAUGGUGCGGAGACAGAUUCUCGCCACGCCACCUGGUAGGAGCGACCUGUCAGGUAGGACGCAAUCCAAGAGUGAGCAGCGCCGGAGAUGCCCAACUCGGAGAGGGUGGAGAGGAGGAUCUGAUGGUUCACUGUAUCAAAGGCAGCGGAUAGGUCUAGAAGGAUAAGAGGAGAGAGAGUUAGCUUUAGCAGUGCGGAGAGCAUCCGUGACACAGAGAAGAGCAGUCUCAGUUGAAUGACCAGUCUUGAAACCUGACUGGUCUGGUUUGGUUUGGCCGCAGAACGGCAGUUCCAGAGGCUCCCAGAGACCUGGAACUCCACGUGGAUCGUGCGUGCAGGGACCACCAGAUUAGAGUGGCAACAGCCACGUGGUGUGAAGCGUUUGUAUGGCUUGUGCAGAGAGGAGAGAACAGGGAUAGACAGACACAUAGUUGACAGGCUACAGAAAAAGGCUACAAUAAUGCAAAGGAGAUCGCAAUGAAAUGAACUAAACAUCUGGGAAAGCGAGAGAGCGGGGCCUCCCUCACUUACGUUUCACUGAAACACUCAAAUAUAACUCUCCCAACUUCCACUUUAGAAAUUAUAAUUGUUGUAAACUACAGUGGUUCAAUGUUUUCUAGGAAUAGACUAUAACUUAGUUUAUUCAGCUAGCUAACUUGGUACAGUAUUCUUCCGUGAAAACCGUCCAGGGCACCGAAUCCUAUGACGCCAUAGCCAACUAGCAUGCCAGCCUCCAAUAACACGGUUUAGCACCAAUACUCGGUUACAACAAACCACCAGUGUGUUAACACGCCAAGCAGAUCAUUCGUGUCCGUGUCUAACGUUGUGUGAAGUUUUGGGUUAGUUUUGACAGUUUGAGUGAGUCAACUUAUUCAGUCAACUUAUUCAGCCAGUUAGUUAGCUAGAAUAGUUAGCAUACUACCUAGCGAUUGCUCUCUGCCAACGAACCAAACCCUCCUCCCACGGCACGAACACACAGAGUGUACCAAUGCGAGAGAACACCAAGCCAUGCAGGUUUCCUGUUCUGUUCUCUCCUGGUUGUUAUUGUGAAUUGGAACAUGGAUACAUAAAUUAACACCAUGCUCUCUUUCAGUUCCCUUAGACAGGUACACAUAAUGCUUCAGGAAACACUACGAAUGGAUGCUUCCAUGGAGAGAUUGUUGUCUUACCAUGGAAGUUAGAAGGAUGUUUAGAAGUUGUCUGACCGGUUGUCUUUUUAUGAAACCCCCAGCCCCCGCUGUUAUUGUCAUGUCCUAAACAAGCCAUCUAUUUUUCGCCAUAAACACAACUUUCUAUUUCUGUAAGGUGAUCAGGGUGAGUUUUCAGCUUGGCAGUAUGACUGUGCCAGGAGCUGACGGCGCCACUCAGUGUCACCCCUUUGAACUUCUGCAGGAUUCUUUGACUUGACUGACAGAAGGACUUUGCUCAACUUCCUGAGCAGUAGCUGACUGACUGAAUGCUGUUUACCAAGAAAGGAGAAAUACUGAGGGGGUCAAUGGGUGUAAACAAGAUAUCCUCAUAUCAUGGUGAAGCUUUCUGAAUGUGUUGUUGCUUUGGCUUGGAUUUAUUUAGAGGGCAACAUAACGUUAGUGAAGAAAUCAGUUACUGAACAUAUUUCAGAGUAAAAAUUAUCUAAAGCCAAAUUUGAUUGAUUUAGUAUAUAUAUAUAUAUAUUAGGGCUGUCAAAAAUAGCGCGUUAACGACGUUAAUUAGUUGUUUGCUGUUAAUUACGUCAAUUUUUUUAACGCAUUUCACGCAUGCGCAGUGUGACAAAUUAUUCAGGUCAGGAAAGUGGUUGGGAGCUAGAGGCGAGAUGGAGCAAGGUGAGCAAAGUGGGCCUAUUGACGGAUUCAAAUAUAAAAAGAAUGAUGAUGGUACAGUUAACAAGUACAAGGUUAUUUGCAAGAUUUGUAAGAAGGAGUUUCAAUUUCACCGGAGCUGUUCAAGCUUGAAGUACCAUGUCAACGCCAAACAUGCGUUUGCUGGGCCGUCAGAUUCAGCAAGUGGUUUGCGCCAGACCACGCUGAAUGUUUGCAGGCAAUUAACAAAAUCAACCUCAGAUAAUUUGACCAACACAAUAGCAAAAUGGAUUGCAAAGGAUUGUAGACCCAUUAGCAUUGUAGAAGACUCAGGUUUCCUUGAUGUUUUGCAAGUGGCGUCUCAAGACUCAUUCUAUAAGCCACCGUCAAGAGCCACAGCCAAAGACAAAUAUUAUGGUGUGUAGUAUGUUUCAGCUUGAUUUAAAACACCAUUAUUUGGCUGUGUUAAUAAACAGACAUAAUAUGAAAAUUAUGUAUCUGUGUCCUGUUAUUUAUCUUUUGGUAUGCAUUUCAGAAAAAAAAUGGUUAGGAUUCAGGUGUAAUUGCAAAUAGUGAUUAAUCAUGAUUAAUCCACUGAAAAUUCUGAUUAAUUUGAUUAAAAAUUUUAAUCAUUUGACAGCCCUAAUAUAUAUAUAUAUAUAUAUAUAUAUGCACACUUAGGGAUCUCUGCAGUGUAGGAAGUGCUACUCAAUCAUUGACGAGAUUACACACUACCCACACUGGUGUUUGGGAGCACAGGUAUGAUUGGUUGACUGUCUGAUAAGACUUUUUAAUCAUUGGCAUGAUAUGACCUAGAAUUCUGCCUUACAAAGGGGAAAAGACUGGGCUUGUUUUGGAUACCUAUCGAAGGUCACUGGUUCAAAUGGUGCACGCACUUCAGCUUGUCGACCACAUUAAGUUAACAGCAUUUCAGGGAAGUCCUCAGCUGGUUUGUGCACAGUGAUUUCUUAUGGAGAAUAUUAUGUUAUAGUGGCGUUAUAUAACAUGGCUCUGUCGUAGCCGGCCGCGACCGGGAGACCCAUGGGGCGGCGCACAAUUGGCCCAGCGUCGUCCAGGGUAGGGGAGGGAAUGGCCGGCAGGGAUGUAGCUAAGUUGGUAGAGCAUGGUGUAUGCAACGCCAGGGUUGUGGGUUCGUUUCCCACGGGGGGCCAGUAUGAAAAAAAUAAUGUAUGUACUCACUAACUGUACGUUGCUCUGGAUAAGAGCGUCUGCUAAAUGACUAAAAUGUAAUGCUAUUGUAGUGUAGGAAGGCUGUCCUGCCUCGCCUGUGCCCAAGCUUGUUUUUGUUUCUGUGCCAUGUGGGUUGUGGCACAAAAUGUGCUGAGCUCAGCGCUAUUGAUUUUGUUAUUUUGGUUGCAUUACUUGGAUAACAUUUACAUGGCAUGGAAUGAGCUAGUUAGCUGUGAUUUUCAUUCUGUGCUGUAGAUAUGGAUGUCCCCCGUAUUCUCAGAACAGUGACACAUUCUUUUUCUGUGCCCAAAUUCCUACUUGCUUAUUGACUAGAAAGUAGAGAACUAUGUCAGAAUGAAUCCCAAAGGGAUUUAGUGUUGUAACUGCUGUCCUGUUCCUUCAUGGACAUCGACUCAGUACUGGUACCCUGUGUGUAUAGCCAAGUUAUCAUUACUUAUUGUGUAUUUAUUAUUACUUUUAUUAUUGUGUGUUUUACUUUUCUAUUAUUUCUCUAUUUUCUUUCUCUCUGCGUUGUUGAGAAGGGCCUGUAAGUAAGCAUUUCACUCUUAGUCUACACCUGUUGUUUACAAAGCAUGUGACAAAUAAAAUGUGAUUUGAUUCUAGAUGUACUAUCCAAAGAGAAAAAGGGUGAUUUAUUUAAUAGGCAACCGUUAUAGAAAAAGGUAAAAUAAUCACUGACACAAAAUACCUUCUACAUAUUUUUUUAUACUAUACUUAUGUUAAUUUCUUAAGAUAACAUCUGUAUGUAGCUGAAAGACUGAACUGAAUUCAAUCUGUGUCUUAAAUAGACUAGAGUGGCAUAAGUGAAUGUCCCUAGAGCUACCAGGAACUGAUUUGACCUGACUGAUGUAUCAUGGGGAAGUAAAAGGCUGUGGGAAGCAAAUUACAUGUGUACCUGGGAUGUUCUGUACAAUAUAUGGAAAAGAAAAUGUAAAUAUCAAAAGUUUGUUUGCUUUCAGGAGUGCACUAUAAUCUGAAUGUUGCAGAUUGAAAUGCCAUAUAUUAGGGUGUCUACCACUCUGCCCAGAGUGGGUGAAAAUGCGCUUUGAUUAUGACAUUUUACUUCCUUAUGUUAUACAAUACAUUUUACCAAGACAAAUAUGAUUAUUCAUGUUCUGAAUUGUUCAGUGGGGUCAUUCUCUAACAUAUCAUUAACAUUAUAUCAAAACAGUCAGAUUUCGUAAACUAAUACAUCCGAUAAUAAGCACCGAGCUCUAUUGACAUAGCGGUGCAGGUUUCCGUAAAAACUUUUAAGGAUUUACAUUUUGUGGUCGUCGUCUUAAAAGUUGUUUCUGCUGGUCGUAAAAUUAGCAUGACACGAGCUGAAUUACAUGUAAAAGGCUUUGAAAAGAAAAAGCUUGGUAUACGCUCAGUGCUCCAUUGACAUUUCACAGAUACGCUUGUUUUUGUGAGGAAUCUUCUAAAAAGAACAGGAAUUUCGAAUUCAUAUGAAAACCGUAUACUAAAAUAUGAAAAUACUACAUGUUAUGUCUCGAUAUCCAUCUUUCCUCUAUUGUUUUAUGUCCUUCGUAUUCAAGUAGAAAGAUGACGAGUUCAAUGGGGACAGUGAGCAUGUCAAGUAGCCAGUAUCCUUAUUCUUGCACAGAAUCCAGCCUAGCUGGCGCUAUGUAAUUUUCCAGAUUAUUGGCCACUUUUUAUUUAUUUUUUAUCUAGCCUUUUUUUAUUUGGUCACCCUAAUUCUGGCCAUCCUACAAGGGUAAAAACUGCAAUAACGUUUACAGUGAGGGGAAAAAAGUAUUUGAUCCCCUGCUGAUUUUGUAUGUUUGCCCACUGACAAAAAUGAUCAGUCCUCUGUAGCUCAGCUGGUAGAGCACGGCGCUUGUAACGCCAAGGUAGUGGGUUCGAUCCCCGGGACCACCCAUACACAAAAAAAAAAUGUAUGCACGCACGACUGUAAGUCGCUUUGGAUAAAAGCGUCUGCUAAAUGGCUUAUUAUUAUUAUUAUUAUUAUUAUUAUUAUUAUUAUUAACAGUGAAAGACAGAAUAACAACAAAAAAAAUCCAGAAAAACGCAUGUCAAAAAUGUUGUUAUAAAUUGAUUUGCAUUUUAAUGAGGGAAAUAAGUAUUUGACCCCUCUGCAAAACAUGAUUUUGUACUUGGUGGCAAAACCCUUGUUGUCAAUCACAGAGGUCAGACGUUUCUUGUAGUUGGCCACCAAGUUUGCACACAUCUCAGGAGGGAUUUUGUCCCACUCCUCUUUGCAGAUCUUCUCCAAGUCAUUAAGGUUUUGAGGCUGACGUUUGGCAACUCAAACCUUCAGCUCCCUCCACAGAUUUUCUAUGGGAUUAAGGUCUGGAGACUGGCUAGGCCACUCCAGGACCUUAAUGUGCUUCUUCUUGAGCCACUCCUUUGUUGCCUUGGCCGUGUGUUUUGGGUCAUUGUCAUGCUGGAAUACCCAUCUACGACCCAUUUUCAAUGCCCUGGCUGAGGGAAGGAGGUUCUCACCCGAGAUUUGACAGUACAUGGCCCCGUUCAUCGUCCCUUUGAUGCGGUGAAGUUGUCCUGUCACCUUAGCAGAAAAACACCCCCAAAGCAUAAUGUUUCCACCUCCAUGUUUGAUGGUGGGGAUGUUCUUGGGGUCAUAGGCAGCAUUCCUCCUCCUCCAAACACGGCGAGUUGAGUUGAUGGUCUCAUCUGACCACAACACUUUCACCCAGUUCUCCUCUGAAUCAUUCAGAUGUUCAUUGGCAAACUUCAGAUGGGCAUGUAUAUGUGCUUUCUUGAGCAGGGGGACCUUGCGGGCGCUGCAGGAUUUCAGUCCUUCACGGCGUAGUGUGUUACCAAUUGUUUUCUUGGUGACUAUGGUCCCAGCUGACUUGAGAUCAUUGACAAGAUCCUCCCGUGUAGUUCUGCGCUGAUUCCUCACUGUUCUCAUGGUCAUUGCAACUCCACGAGGUGAGGUCUUGCAUGGAGCCCCAGGCCGAGGGAGAUUUGACAGUUUUCUUUGUGUUUCUUCCAGUUGCGAAUAAUCGCACCAACUGUUGUCACCUCACCAAGCUGCUUGGCGAUGGUCUUGUAGCCCAUUCCAGCCUUGUGUAGGUCUACAAUAUUGUCCCUGACAUCCUUGGAGAGCUCUUUGGUCUUGGCCAUGGUGGAGAGUUUGGAAUCUGAUUAAUUGAUUGCUUCUGUGGACAGUUGUCUUUUAUACAGGUACCAAACUGAGAUUAGGAGCACUCCCUUUAAGAGUGUGCUACUAAUCUCAGCUCAUUAUCUGUAUAAAAGACACCUGGGUGCCAGAAAUCUUUCUGAUUGAGAGGGGGUCAAAUACUUAUUUCCCUCAUUAAAAUGCAAAUCAAUUUAUAACAUUUUUGACAUGCGUUUUUCUGGAUUUUGUUGUUGUUAUUCUGUCUCUCACUGUUCAAAUAAACCUACCAUUAAAAUUAUAUACUGAUCAUUUCUUUGUCAGUGGGCAAAUUUACAAAAUCAGCAGAGGAUGAAAUACUUUUUUCCUUCACUGUAAAGGGAUAAUGACAGAUGUACGGUUUGGACCAUUGGUUUUCUUAGAGGAUUAUCUACACAAUUAACAUUAUUUUACCCAUUGGUCAAAAUAUGCCUUUUUGAUUGGACACCCUACAUAUAUAGAGCUGAUAUGAUUCCUAAAGCUACAUGACCGAGAACCAUGUCUGUUCUACACAAGAUAUUUCUAUCUGAACUUUCCGUAACAUUGCACCCUACUGAAUGACCCAGAUCUUAACAUCAUGUUAUGUCAGGAUGGGUUGUUGUGUGAUGGUUUACACUGUGGGUUGUGUCUACAGGUCUUGCUUUAGGGUUGGGCUUCGGAGCGCUGGCGGAGGUAGCCAAGAAGAGUAUGAGGCCAAGUGAGGAAAACGGUAACUGUUUAACAUAAACUGUUUUUUAUGGUAACUGGAAACAGACUUAUGUUUGACAUUACGUGUACAAGCAUGCACACUCACAUACUAGACACUUAGCCAGCAGUAACAUGCAGGCAAUGCCCCUUUUUGACAUUUCUCACAUUAUUUAAUUCAUCUAAGAAUUACAUUGUAACCUUUUUUAAUUUGCAUGCAAUGGACGAGGGCAUGAUAUGAUUUCACCUAAACAGACAUGCAGAGGCAUAAUAAUUCAUAUCAUAAUUCAUUGUAGUUGAACACUCUAGGCUAUAGUUCUUAGACUCUACUGUAGUUGGGCUCAGUUGAUGAGUGUGGUCUUAGCUCUUACAAAAGACCCUUAAUGAAACUGUGAUGAUAUUACACAAGGCUUUUAUGAAAUGGUGUUCUAUCUUACACAAGGCCUUAUGGAACUCACAGUGGACAGGUGUGGUCUCCAGCAGUCUUUAACGCCUGGGCCUGCAGCUGUCGGGGGAAGAAUUGGAGCGGGCCAUUUAUUGAGCUGACCUUUCUAGCCCACUCUUAAAUUAGUCUGCUGCCAUGCCACUGCUGGACCUCUGGAGGUGGUGUGGCAGUCUAAUCUAGUGCAGGGGAGAUGGACAUUUAUAGAGCCAUUCACAGAGCCAAUGAGUAUGGUUACAUGCACGUAAUAAUGCGAUUAUUGUGGAUAGUCAGAUUUAAUAUAAUAGUUUGAUUAAAACGUUAACAUGCUUUGCAAGAAGAACGAUUUCCCUAAUAAUCCUGUUUACAUGGACACAUCUGAAAUCCGGCUACCUGAUGGCACUCUGAUAAAGGCAGAAAAUCGGCAAUCAAAAUAAAUGUUCUACUACAGCGACCAUGUUAUUUUUGGGAAGCAUGUUUGAUUCUGAGUUCAGACAUAUAAAGUUUCAAUGUCAAAACGACUUCUAAAAUGCAUACAUUCAGUUGUUCUGAACUCACUUCACUCGCGCUAAAGAGAGAGGCUUGCUCUGCUGGUGCUAGCACAUGCGCUGGUCAAAUACACCGCUGGAAUGCUGGCUAAGGUAUUUACAUGUCCUAAUAAUUUGAAAGAUUGCUCAGAAAACCAGGUUUUAAUCGGUGUACGCUUACUUCGAUUUUGACCUUCCACCAAUUAAGAUAAGCAGAGUAAGGUGUUUAUAUGACUAUUGCAUAAUCUGCCUACUGCCAUAAUAAUUGUAAUAUUGAAUUAUUACUGUGCAUGUAAACGUACUCACUGAGUGCAUUUCCAUGCACACUAAUCAUUUCGAUAUUAAAUGUAUUAUGGCAGUAGGCAAAUUAUGGACAUAGUCAUGUAAACACCUUACUCUGCUUAUCUUAAUUGGUGGAAGGUCAAAAUCGAAGUAAGCGUACACUGCUCAGAAAACCAGGUUUUAAAUCGAUCUUUCAAAUUAUUAGGACAUGUAAAUACCUUAGCCAGCAUUCCAGUGGUGUAUUUGAUCUGCGCAUGUGCCAGCACCGGUAGUGCAAGCCUCCCUCUUAUGCGCGAGUGAAAUGAAUAGUAUGCAUCUUAGAAAUAGUUUUCACAUGCAAAUUUGUCCAAACUCCAAAUCAAAUAGGCUUUGCAAAAAUAACAUGAUUGGCAAUGUUCUGCAUUUAUCAAAAGUCUCAUCAGGUAGCCUGAUUUCAGAUGUGUCCAUGUAAACAGGAUUAUUAGGGAAGUCGUUCUUCUUGCAAAGCAUGUAAACGUUUUAAACAUACUAUUAUAUUAGUCUGACUAUCAACAAUAAUCAUAUUAUUGUGUGCAUGUAACCAUACUCAGUCUCCUUAAUACCCUGGAAGUACAUUGAAUCUAGGGCUUUGAAUGGAGAUCAAAAUUUAAUCCAAGGUUUUAUCUAUUAGAAAUGAUCAAUCCGAGAUGGUAUUCAAAUACACAUUCAUUCUCAAAUAUGCACAAUUUCUGCACAAUACCGAGUGCGUAUGUAGUGGUAGAGUAUGUAGUGGUUUGUCAUCAGAGCAGAUAAGAAAAAAAAUCUUGAUCUACUGUGGGGGACUUUGAUCUACACUUUUUCCAGUGCACUGCUCUCUAACGUUAUGGUAAUGAAGAACGCUCUGGGGGAAACAGUAGCAGUAGUGUGCCUAAGGUAACAGUCCUUUUUAAAUCUUCUUCUGCUCCUAAAGCCUUAGUACGCACUACUCUUGCUAUUGAUGGCACAGUGUGGCCCACUGACACACAUUCUCCCCUUCACUCCACCUGGGUUGCCUGGCAGGCGUGCCUCUCUCUCCCUGCUUGAGGGCAUCAAACCAGACAGACUGGUUCUGCUACACAAAGCACUGCCUAGAGCGGGAAGAUUUUUUUUGCCAGAUUUUUAUUUAAAUCAGUUGGUUUAUGAAAAUGCCUGGUUUUCUAUAAUUUAAUAUGUUACAUCGUACAAGCUGAUACAAUAACAGAAUAUGGACUAAACAAACUGUACAGUACUGUCAGGAAAGACAUUCACACUUCAGGUCUCAGCAGUCUUCUAGUAAACACGUUUUAGUUGUCUCUCUCUCUCUUGAUGGGAAUGGGGUGCUCUGGACAGGGUGUGAGGAAGAGCGCUGGUGUUGUCUACCAUGUGUUGAGUGUAUCAAUAGCGUGGAAGUGACACAUCUCUCACCACAUUAGGCCUUCUCCUCCUCAGUCAGGAAUCACCACUGGUUUGAAUAAAUAGGCGGCCACUUUUACCUCAAAAGAUCCCAAAACGAGUUGCCGUUAGAUGCUAUUUAUUAAAGCGUUAUCUCCCUUAAGCCAUACCUGCACUACCUAUCCACUAAACCCAUGAGUCAACAUUAGUUUGAGUCUCACCAGGAAAAUCACUACAACUACAUUUCCCAUGCCAACCUCAGAGUUUAGCAUAGAGCUGACUGUUAUUUCUCCCCUCAGCUGACAAGAAGGCCGUUCUAGACUCCAGUCCGUUCCUGUCAGAGGCUAAUGCAGAGAGGAUCGUCAGGACACUGUGUAAGGUCCGCGGAGCCGCACUCAAACUGGGCCAGAUGCUCAGCAUUCAAGGUGAGAACUGGCUAACCUUGAUCCUGUGUGUGUUUUUAUUUGUGUCUUGGCCGUUCCCUCUGUUUACUGCCCUCUUCAGCUGUGUCUACUGUGCUGCAGUAUGUGUCAGGGCACUCAUGAGUCAUCUUCAUAACCUCCACUGGGCCUCCCUCCAGCCUCUGUAGAUGAGUGUGUGAAGGAGCCAGGAGUUAUUUCUGGCCUCUCCCACCUCACCGGCAUCUAUCUAUUCAUGCAUCUCCCAGUUCACCACAUCUCCAGUCAGGUCACAACAACACACAGCACUUAUUUUAGCCUGGCUGGACCCUGCUGUGUUGCCCUUGUCAUUGCCUUUUAACUGGCCUCCUAGCUUGCCAGCUUGUCUAUCUGGGCUGGUUGUUUGUGUUUGGGAAUGUGAGUGGGGUUCUGAUUUAAAAAUAGCAAGCGCUCUAUCGACUCAUGUUGCCCCCUGCACACAGCCUUGCCCGCCCUUCUGAGUGUUGGCACGCAAAGCGGUAACCUCUCUCAUAGCACUCCCUGGCGCUGAGUCAGAGAUUAGUGCUCUGUCUAAGUUUGGCAAGCAGGUACAGCUUUAGAGGGAAGCUUACCCAUCGAGCCCCUAAUUUAAUUAGUAGCUACCCAACCAAGCCCCACCUAUAGGUCUGUAUGGUCAUUGUAAUGUGUAGGAUAUAGGGGAGAAAGGGUUCCCAACUGCUGCAGCUAGCUGGUGAACUAUGUCACAGACCCAGCAUAAGAUUAAUGCAACUCAAUGCACAGGGCACUGGCAUUCUCCCGCCAUUCCCAUGUCAGUUGUGUGACACGUACCAAAUGUACUAUUGAAGGACAGCAACAGCCAAGGCAUUGCCAGGGCUAAAAAUAAGCCACCAACUAUGUCAGAACUGCAACCUUUGAGUUUGACGUGUCCGGCCUCUGCCAAAGCUCCAUAAUCGCUGCAUGUUAGAAAACCGCAUAUAUUUCCCUAUGUAAACUGAUAGAGGUGACUAGGCUAAUGUCCUUUGUUCUAAAAGGUGUUGCAUGAUUUUAGAUAAAACUGGUUUUCAAACUGGCUUGGUAUUCUAGGAAGGUGUUGCAUAUCAAUGGCCGUCUAAUCAUAACAGAAAAACGUGUCUCUUCAGCAUUCCUCAGACAAGUUAUGAUAAACAUCCAUGAUGAUAUUUACAGUAAGUCAUAGGUCAAAUCACAAUUACUUCGGUUGAUCCCUCCAUUAUUAAGUGCAGCCAAUGCUUAAAUGAGAGAAGUCAUUCUCAGGUCAGAAAACAGGCCGACAGAUGUGAUUUAGAGAAUAGGUGAGUGUUCUGCCUAACUAAAUACUAAAGUCACCCUCACUCACAAUCAGCCAGGUCUGGCAGGAAUCUAUACCCUAUCAGUAUCAGAAAGCAAAGACCUCACGUCCCCUCUGACUACCGUGUUUUGGGUUCUAUUUCAUCUGUGUUUGCUGUCAUUCUCCUCCACUACCUUUUUCCACUUGUUGUCGGAAUGUUGACACGGUUGUAGAUCCUUCCAACAAUGUUCUGCAGCCCAGCUCCCACCACGUUGUUUUGGUUAACAUGCACAGUCAUCGUUGUUGCUAUAAAACAUCUGAGGGACCUUUUUAAGGCACUGCCAGCUAAAGCUAUGUGAAAGUUGUUGCUGUGCGAAAUAUGUUAGCCUCCCAGAGACAUUUAGUGAACACUGGCGAGGACUUGUGAUAAUCUCUGUGAUUUAACUGUUUACUGUGAUGAUCUCUGUCUAAAUGCCCAGAGGCACCAAGGUUUUAAAGAUGAUUUAUAGACCUGUGAUUGUUCAUUUAUUACUCAACAUGUUGGAGUUGAACUGAACAGGAUACUGUGAUUAAGACCUGUAAUUUCCUUUCCCGUAUUGGUGCAUCGCGUAAUAAACAGGUUGACAGACAGGAACAAGAUGGCUUGUCUUUCAUGUUUUGUUCUGACUGUUGUAUGUCAGUCUGAUUUGAUCAGUCAUUCACUUUCAUCUCUCUCCUCUGUCCUUCUCCUUCAGAUGAUGCCUUCAUCAACCCCCAGCUGGCCAAGAUCUUUGAGCGUGUGAGACAGAGUGCAGACUUCAUGCCCAUCAAACAGAUGACGGUAAGGUUUCACCUUUAAUAGCCUGCUCUUAAGUCCCCUCAUCACUAGCCCUUUAGCCUCUUGCUAUAAAGAGGGACUAGUACUAGAAAACAAAUUAGUAUCAAGCUGCUCUCUGAAUCAUUAAUACGUCAGUCAGUAAGACAAUAAAGUGAAAAACGGAUUAUGAUCAGAUCUGUUGAACCCGUCUUUUAAUGAGGUACCAUAACUGAAGACUAAUGCCCAUCUCAGUGACAGACAAACCAAUGGCAACUCCCUCAACAGUGUAUGUGUGGUUGUGUCCCUGUCCCUGCAGAAGUCCAUCAAUAACGACCUGGGCCCUAACUGGAGAGACAAGCUGGAGUCGUUUGAGGAACGUCCGUUUGCUGCGGCCUCCAUCGGACAGGUUCAUCUAGCUAAGAUGAAGAACGGCAAGGAGGUGGCCAUGAAGAUCCAGGUGAGAUGGAGAAACCUGCUGCUGCUUAUUCUGGAGUUGCAGAUAGAAAUAUAAGGAAUAGAGCUGACAUGAUUCCCUACUCUAUAUGACAGACUAUCUUUUAGAAACAAUACAUUUAUAUCUGAACGUUCUGUAACGCACCCUCCUAAAUAAUCCCCUGGUAGAAGUACGAGUUCACAUUAACGCACACAGUAUAGGCUUUCUACAACCUCCUGUCUUCAUUAAAGGCAUCUUGCAUCGUCACAUUGUGAAAGUCCACAGUGUAGAGAUGACAGAUGUUGAAUGUCAGCAGUGACCACCAGCAUUGUCUCUGCAAUCUGAUUUGCUUUUCUGCUGUUCUCAUGGCUGCAUUUAAGGCAGUGCUCGUCUUUUCAAGAAGAAAUAAAACAAGUCUGUCGUUUUUUUUUAUUUUAUUCAUGACCUUUUAAGCACAUGGGAAUCGUAUGUGUCAACUCAGUAUUGUUUAUCUUAAAUUAUCUUAGAGUAAGCUUCCCACAUGUUCACCAGUCGAAAGACCUACAGCAUGGAAAGCAUGUUUGUUGUCAUAAACUGUAUAGGUUUUAUCUCAAAUUGUAUAUAGACAUGGCUCUUAGUGCUAAGUGCUCCAUUAGCAUUUCCCAUAUACAAUAUCAUGGCAGUGUUUUGUUUUCACGUCAGAGCUUGUCAUCAGGGCUGGUUUGUGUCAAACUGGUAAACAUGGUUGUUUUAUCAUGCUGUUACUCCUGCUCUGUUUGUCCCAUGCAGUACCCCGGAGUGGCUAAGAGCAUCGACAGUGACGUCAACAACCUGAUGACCCUCCUCACCAUGAGCAACGCGCUGCCUGAAGGUGACGACCCCUGGAGGGAUUGAAUUAGUUAUUUAUGGGCCAUACACAACUGACAUAGUAUGAGAUAUUCUAAUCACAUGUAUGACAUGGCUCACAUUAUGUACAAUAAUGGGGAUUUUACAGCCCCCCUCCCUAUGUCACAGACAGCCGCGAGAGACCAUCAUUGAUCCUCGGUAGGGUGACUCAUACCCAUCAGUCAGGGCUUCCACUGAAUGAUUGGAGCACACAUCCUCCUCUACGUGAAAGAGAAAUUAUAAUCAACCCCUCUCUCCCUUCUGCUCACCCCCUCUCUCCCUCCCUUUCUCUCUCCCUCUGUUUAAAUCUUGUGCAGGUCUCUUCCCUGAGCAUCUGAUUGAGGUGAUGAGCAGAGAGCUGGCGCUGGAAUGUGAUUACAUAAGAGAGGCCAAAUGUGCCAAGAAAUUCAAGUGAGUAAUGAAAACAACAAGAUGAGCUUCUUCUUAAAGACCACCUCCCUGUAACUACUUUUAUCAUCUAACCUAACUGUCACUGCUCCGCUCCUGAAAUGAAAAAUGGGGGGUAAAAUUGCUCUAUAUUUUGGAUGAAGUUGGAUUUAGCCAAGCAAUAUGAAUUUUUUAUGAGUCAACAGUUGUUUUUAAUGGCCACAACUUGUAGUAUUCAGUGUUUUGUAGAGAUGCAGAGUACAGUAUUAGCACUUAAUGAAUCCCUCCCUCCCCAGGGGGCCAAGUUAAAUGAAUCUCUUAAACACAGUUCCUCAGUGGUCCAGAUCAGGAAAGGUACUGUAGCCUGUAGGGGCUAAGAAUAGCCACUCUAGCCCUCUGGGGAGCGUUAGGUUUCGAUGGCUUGAUAUGAAGGCACACCGGUCGCUUGCAGCCAGCUUUUAAAUAUAGCCAUACUGGAAAUAAUACAAGAAGACAACAAGCACCCCCUCCCCAUGCCCUCUCCUCAUGUCCCCCGUCCCCGCUCCAUGAUCUGUUGACGGGCAGGCAGGCAGGGUGAGGGAUAGGGUUAGGGUUCAUGUCCAGAGCAGGUUUCCUGUUACACACGCAGUACGCACCAGCUGUGAAUGACGUGCUUUUCACCUUGACCACGGACAGUGACACCUCUCCCUUCUAUGCAUAGUCAUACAGUAGAUGGUUCACCCUCCCCAUUAAACAGUGAUUUAUACAGCCCAAGCACACUGUGUUAGUGUAGACACUGGAGGAUUAUUUGAGGGAUUGUGGCGAUGCAAUGAGUUGUUGUUGAGGUCACUCACUGAUAAAUCUGUGUAGUUUGAAAAGAGGAUCAUAUAGUGUAACUCGUAUAGUACUGUAAUGCUAUUUGAAAACACUAAAGAUCCUGUGAAUCUUUAUGACACAAAUAAUGAACAUGUACUCCCAUUUAGUCCUAAUUGCUGAGUUAUCCAGCAGUAGUUUUCAGAGCUGUAUGUUGUAUUGUUCCUGUGUCUGACGAGUGUUGCAUGUAUGUGAUUGGUACAGGGAGCUGCUGAAGGACCACCCGUUCUUCUACGUACCAGACGUAAUAGACGAGCUGAGCAGCAACGCCGUCCUCACCACAGAGCUGGUCCCCGGCUUCCCUCUGGACCAGGCUGAACAACUCUCCCAGGAACUCAAGAAUGAGGUCAGUACAUGCUGCAACUGUAUUCAAUAACAAAUAAAUACACAAAAGAAUGACACCAUUCUGUAUUCUGGUGCUUACUACUUACUUACUGCAUAUUGUGUAAAUGUGGAAUAUGAUGUGUUUUCUUCUUGCCAAGCUUGUUUUGAUGAGUAAGACAAACGCCACCACCACAACAACCUCCUUUGUCGCCUCACCCACCAAAACACCUUCAAGAGUGUAAUACUGCCCCUUGGUGGCGACACUGCAGACUGAGAAAUGUGUUCUUAAAGAUCUCUCUCUCGGUCAGAUCUGUGAGAAUAUCCUGAAGCUGUGUUUGAGGGAGCUGUUUGAGUUCAGAUACAUGCAGACUGACCCCAACUGGUCCAACUUCUUCUACGACCCGCAGACACACCGGGUGAGUCUGCCUUUUAACUCUUGUUAUCAACUUCAUCAUUAGAGUCCACUGAUUUUGAUGACACUCCUAAAGGUCCUCUCCGUGUAAACGUAAAUACUUGGUGUCUUAUGUGGAGCACACCAAGCCUAUGCAGUAACCCCCUUCCAGUACCACGGUUUUGCUGAAUUCUUAAAAUGACUAAACAUUGCUACUGUUUCAUCCUUAGGUUGCGUUGUUGGAUUUCGGAGCAACGAGAGGAUUUAGUGAAGACUUCACUGACAUCUACAUUGAGGUGAGAUAUUAGGCUAUAUCCCCCAACAAAACAUAACAGAUCAAAAUGAUUUAUUUUGAUGUGUGUGACAUCCACUAUUUAUUGUUUUAAUCAGCUCAUCAAGUCUGCGGCAGAGGGAGACAGAGAGGGGGUUCUGAAGAGAUCAAGAGACAUGAAGUUCCUCACAGGUUAUGAGUCAAAGGUGAGUCACUUCAUUCGUUCUCAACACAUCCAUCAAUAAUGCUAUAUAUACUUUUUUAUUUAGUCACAAUGAAUUGAGAAGGCUCUUCAUUACUCUAUGGCAUAAACUUAGUAGUGAAUACUCAACUUAAUUACAAAACACACUAACACACACCCAGGUUAUUAACCUCUUUGAUAUUGUUCUGCCCGUCCCGUCCCUCAGUCCAUGGAGAACGCCCAUGUGGACGCGGUGAUGAUCCUGGGUGAGGCCUUCGCCUCCACGGAGCCCUUUAACUUCGGGGCCCAGAGCACCACGGAGCGCAUCCACAACCUGAUCCCUGUGAUGCUGAAGCAGCGCCUCACCCCGCCCCCCGAGGAGACCUACUCCCUCCACCGCAAGAUGGGCGGCUCCUUCCUCAUCUGCUCCCGCCUUGACGCCAAACUCAGCUGCAAGAACAUGUUCCAGGAAGCCUAUAACAACUACUGGAGGGACCGCCCCAACUGA